Molecule: messenger RNA, 2590 nt
Organism: Mugil cephalus (flathead mullet)
Lineage: Eukaryota; Metazoa; Chordata; Actinopteri; Mugiliformes; Mugilidae
Product: golgin subfamily A member 6-like protein 22
Exons: 2
Coding region: 26-1246 (406 amino acids)
Source: RefSeq, a predicted model, not a curated record
AGAGAGAGAAAGACAAUUUAAAGAAAUGGAGGAAAAGAUCAAGAAGGAACGAGAGGAAAGAGAGAAAGAACAACAUGAGAGAGAAGAAGAAGAAAUGAAAAGAAAACAGCAGGAAGAAGAACAAGUACGAGUGUGGGAACAAGAACGAGAAGAUUUGGAGAAAAAAAUAAAGUCAGAAUCAAAAGAAAAGGAAACGAUUGAUAGAAAACUGGAGGAGAUGAGAAAAGAGAUGGAAGAAAAACGAUAUGCCUGGAAAAAAGAACGAAAAGAAUGGUGGGAGAAACGAAAACAAGAAGAUGAACAGAGACGACAGGAGGAGAAAACAAGAAUGAACAAGAUGGAAGAAAUUAAAAAAAGUAUGGAACAAGAGAGAGAAGAAAAUGAAGAAGAAAGAAAACAGAGAGAAAUGAAACUUAAAGAAAUGGAGGAAAAGAUAAACAAAGAACGAGCAAAUAGAGAAGAAGAAGAGAAAAAAAGGAAACAGCAGGAAGAACAAGAACGACAGGAGUGGGAACGACAACGACAGGAUUUGGAGAAAAAAAUCAAGUCAGAAUCAGAGGAAAAGAAAAAGACAGAUAGAAAACUGGAGGAGAGCAGAAAAGAGAUGGAAGAAAAGAGAGAUGCCUGGGAGAAAGAACGAAAAGAAUUGUUGGAAGAGUGGAAGAAACGAGAACAAGAAGAUGAACAGAGACGACAGGAGCAGGAAACAAGAAUGAAAGAACUUGUAGAAAAGUACAAGCAGGAAAAAGAAGAAAAUGAAAAGAAAAGAAGAGAAGAGGAGCAGAUCAGAAGAGAACAAGAGGAAAAAGAACGAAAACAACUGGAAGAAAAACUGGAGAAUCUGAAGAAGACGCAUGAAGAGGAAGCCAGAAAGAAAGCUGAAGAGUUCAAUGAAUUCAAAGAGAAAUAUAAGAAGGAAUUAGCAGAUCAGAAGGAAGAGUCUGAGAAACAAAUGAAAGAGAAAGAUGAGAAGUAUGACAUGUUAAAGGCUCUUUCAGCUCUCAAGGAAAAAGAGAAGAGGGAGAAACAUAGAAGAGAAAUCAGUGACUUGGUGAAGUGUGUGACUGAAAACAGAGGAAACAUGAAAAAAAUCAAAGAGUUACUAAUAAAACAUGAGAAUCAAAUGAAGAUUGUGAAAAACGAAGAGGAAAAAGAAAAACUGCAAAGAAAACAAGAAGAUGAAAUUAGUGACUUGAUAGAGAAACUGCUGAAGGAAAAGUCAUCAUCGUCCUGUAGCAUUUUAUGAGCAGGUUGUUUUUGGGUCAGUGUUCCUCCUCUUGUUUCACCCGGACUCCUCGUCUCUGUCCUUUAGUUCCUGAUUGUGCUUCAGUGAAAAAUGAAAACUACUUGUUCUGGUCUCAGAUCUCAAAGAUUCGACUGCCACAGAGAUACUGAGUGAUGUUUCUGCACCUGGUUUAUCUGAGAUGUGUUCCAACAUAGUCAAACUAGCUGUUUAUCCCAAACGCAAUGAGGCAAAGCUCCUUCAUAACUGGUGUGAUGAUAUAUCUUGUUAUAACAAAUAAUCUCCAGAAUAUUCAAGGAUCAAAUACCUAAUAUUGUGUCGAUCUAGUGAAUUCAGAGGCUAGGUCAACACCUUAUGAUGUUCUUCAUGUUUUUAUGAGUUGUUUCUUAAGUCUUUUUGUGUGUCUGUGUCUUUCGGACUGUAUUCUCCGUGUUUUGUGAUUUCUUUUUGAAAGUGUGGAAGAGGGAGAAUUUUUCUACGUUAUGUUUAGGUAAUCCCUAGGUAGAGGCAUAACAAUCCAUUGAAGCUGUGUCUACCUGCUGAUCAAUGAGACCUUGUAGUUUUUACUCUUUGAAACUCUCUAAAUGGAGCUGAUCUUCAUUCUGGAUUUUCUCUCUUCAGGUUUGUUCAAAUCAACAUUUUAUGGUGGAAACAUUCGAGUUCUUUUCUUUCCUGUUUUAUCUCAGACGUGUUAAUGUUAAAGAGUCGAUGCAGCCAGAUGCUGUUCAUCCUGCAGGAAACCUUCAUCUUCUGUUCUCUUUGAGUCUUUGUUUCUAAAAUCCAAAGACAUGAAUGAAGAGGAAGCAGCAGGACUUCAGCAGGAAGCUCUGGUUUUCUUUACAACAUGAUGGAGAAAUGAUGUUUGUGAUUUGAGUGAAAUAAAAUGUUCUGAAGUCACAACAUGAACUGAACUAUGAAACACAUGAACAUCUUUAACCUGAUGUGCAGAUAUCAGACUGUAGAGACAGAACACAUUUUCUUUUUCAUCCUGCUUUGAUUUAUUGAGUCUUUAUUUCUGAUUAUGUAAUGUAGAUGGAUUUCAGUGUAUGUAUUGAUCAUCCAGAUUUUUAUCUUGAUAUUUGAUCCAAAGAAACUUGUAACCAUGAGAUAAACUGUCAGAUAUGUCCUGAUAAAUAGAGUGACAUUAGAAACAUGUAGAACAUCUGUAUUUAGACGUCUUCUCUCCUUAACAUCUCCACAAUCUGUAGCUGAUAAGAACUGAUUUUACAUUCUCAUCCAGUUCAUUAUUUACUAACCAGAGUAUAUGUUGAAUAUCUGACUCAUUUUAUUGGUUCAUUGUGAAAUUAAACAGCCACAGUAUCUGAAUAAAGCAAAGUGAACUGAGAA